AUGGACACGACAAGUCCCGUCGAUUUCAAUAUGCACCGAACUGAAGAAGAUCUGGCCAACGGUCGUGCUCAUGUACACAACAAGCGAUACGGCGACCAUACCCCUCCGACGGGGGUUGAUUACGUAGCAAGCAAGAGGCAGAGACGCGACCCGCCACUCCAAGUCCGACGCCGCCGACGCUCUAAAUUGCCUCCUUACUAUAAACUGUGUUUCAACGAAGAUUUACUGGGCAGGGUUUCUGAGAGGAAUUACCCGCCUGUGUUACCAGGCGACUUCGUCAUUUGGAAACAACAAAUAAACUCACACUCGAGAUAUUUCGACGAUGAUGAUGUCCAAAUGGAAGAUAUGGGUGAUCCGCGAUAUGAACAUAGCAUCCCGCCUGGAGGGGGUGCACCAGCGAACAAGCAAGGUACCGAAGAUGCAUCGGGUUGGGGCGGGAUCAACAGGGGAAACCAAGGACAGCAAGGGAACAGUCUCGAGAAUGCGUCAGCGUGGGAUGGGAUCAACGGGCAGCAAUGUGCCGAGGAUGCGUCGAAGUGGAGCGGAAUCAACAGGCAGCAAUGUGCCGAGGAUGCGUCGAAGUGGGGCGGAAUCAACAGAGCUACUCGAUCUCAAGAGCAACAAAGUAGAUCCGCGGCGCGCAAUGGGGAAAGGUCUCAUCAAGAAGAUGAGUCUAUGUUAGCAGACGACGAAGAGGAGUUUUGCGAAGGUAGUUGCAUAUGGGAGUACAAAGAUUCAGCUCAUCGUAGGAAAGUACGCGAUCAGCGCAGCGAUUUCGUAAGAGCCUCACCCAACCUUCCUUCCUCAGCCAAGGCUCAUCCCCCUUUCAUUUUCAAAUUUCAGGAAUUUGUCUGCAAGCGACUGAAGCAAACACCAAAUACAGCAGCGACGUUUCAAGACUUGUUGGGAGUUAUGCAGGUUACGAGGCCUCUUCGCAGCCCUGAACCCUCUUUGCCCACACCGGAUGCAAGUCCUCGGCGACCCAAAACGACAAGGAGAACAAAGAGACCACAGCAAGCUAGUGACGAUGAAGAUCGUUGCUUUGAUCCUGUCAAACGCGAUUCGUUUCAAGUCCGGCUACAUGUAAGCAGGUCGCUCUUCUUCCUCGAGAGUUUUCUGACUUCCUGGAAGGCCGAACUGAGAGAUUAUUGCGAUAUGACACUGCUGCAAUUAACGAAAGUUGAUCCAAGGCCCCUUACUACUCCGACAGCAGACGAGAUCGAAAAGUUCCGUCGCGAUCCUCGUCUCGCCCCCGGCCCAGAUCUUGCGUCACUUCGACUCGACUUGAAAUCCACAAACUGGGAGUCAUCCGUCUGGAACCUUGCAGCUGCUGACAUGAUCGCGGAUGAAUUUGUCCAGGAUGAGGAGUACCAAUGCAAAAACAAAAGAAUGGUCCGCGAAGCUUUCAGGAAGCAUUUAAGACAACUAAGAGAUCGCUAUCGCAGACAAGAGUGGCAAAGGACCAAUGAUAAGGAGGCAGAGGUGAAUGAAGCCCGGUCGUUACGCAAUCUUCGCAGAUCUAAUCGACGACGGUCGCUACGAGAGCGCCGCAUCAAAGGGAUUAGGGCCUACCAACGUAUCGCCGCGAAGACUGACCAAUACGAGAAGCUAAGUCAGUUUGAGAAAUUGUUAAGCGAAAUGCCACUAGAUGCUAUGAGUGGGGAUGAAUCGGACCAUGGGGUGUUUGUGAGGAAGAAAUUACCUUGGCGUUCCCCCGAUACCAAGGUCCUCGAGUGGUUUCGUGUCCUUGAUGGGUUAUACCUGUCCACUCGUUUCGCCGACAACGAUAAACCAAUCCCCGGGGCAUUUCCAGCUCAACGACUCCUCCCGAACGGUAUCCUUUACGAUGCCAACCCCGUGCCGCGGCUCCCGAUAAAUUUAUAUGAUCCUGCUUAUCUAAACGGGCUUGACGAAUACGGGAUGGCUCGUCUUGCUCCUCAGAAGGCAAUAGAUCUCAGCUUUCCUCCCCAACUGCAACUAUAUGCUUGGAUAGCAAUUGCAGUUCGGCGUGAUGGACACAAGGGCUGA
Molecule: messenger RNA, 2028 nt
Organism: Pleurotus ostreatus (oyster mushroom)
Lineage: Eukaryota; Fungi; Basidiomycota; Agaricomycetes; Agaricales; Pleurotaceae
Exons: 5
Coding region: 1-2028 (675 amino acids)
Source: RefSeq, a predicted model, not a curated record